Molecule: messenger RNA, 3947 nt
Organism: Antechinus flavipes (yellow-footed antechinus)
Lineage: Eukaryota; Metazoa; Chordata; Mammalia; Dasyuromorphia; Dasyuridae
Gene: RILPL1
Product: Rab interacting lysosomal protein like 1
Exons: 8
Coding region: 1939-3168 (409 amino acids)
Biological process (GO): cilium assembly
Cellular component (GO): cytoplasm; ciliary basal body
Molecular function (GO): protein dimerization activity
Source: RefSeq, a predicted model, not a curated record
GUGUGUGUAUGUGUGUGUGAGUGUGUGUGUUUGAAAUGAGGCUCAAAGAACUCAGGUGAUUGGGGGAGGGUGUCAUAGAGCUGGGCCUGGAGUCAGAAAAAACAGUUCAAAUUUAGCCCCAGACCCAGGCUGUGUGCCCAUGUCCCUAACGUUUUCAGCAUUCACCUUUGUAAGCCUUCGUGUUCUAGCUGUGUAACAAAUAGCUCUUCUGAGCCUCAUAAUCCUGGAAGGGAGGUACCGUAAGUACUUAACUUGCUUGCCUCAGUUUCUCCAUCUGCAAAAUGGAGAUAAUAACAGCGCCUCCCUCCCAGGGUUGUCACCCCACCCCAGUGGGGCACUUGUAAGGUCCUGGUGUCGAAAGGAAGCGGGUGCCUGAGCUGAACUCGGAAGGAGCUGGAGCUCCUCAGAGGGGAGAGUGAGAAGGGAGAUCAGGACGGAGAUAGCUGGAAAGCCACCGACGCAUGGGAAGAGCUAUCUAACCCCCAGCUGUAACUGAGCGCCUGAGUGGCUGCAUCUGAACCCGGGCCCUGACUCCAGAGCUCGCCCCGAACCCUAAGCCCGCGCCGAUCCCCUUGCAGAGAGGGUGCCGUGUAUAUAUCCUCCUUCCCAAGGUACCCACGUCUCUAGGAGGGCAGAGACUCCUUUUAGAUCCUCUCCCCCAGUCCCAGCACGGACUCUGCCGCCGAAUGGACUUGAUUCCUAGAGAAGGAGACUCUGUCCUGGGUUGAUGUCAGGAUCCCUCCCCCACCUGUCCCAGGGGCUGACUUCUGAGGAGCCCGGGUCCCUCGAGGUCCGGUGAGCUCAUCUCGGAGUCGGCGCCAGAGAGCCGCCCGGUAAGAACUAGUUGGGGGCGGGAGGAAGCUGUGGGAUAGAGCAUCUGGAGGAAGCCGGGAUGUGUAAGGGACGGGGGUGUGGAUUUCAGACACUUUCUCCAUUUAAAGGGCCCGGUGAAAUCAUGCUUCUUUUUGGGGCUCCGGUUUGUUCGGUGGGGAGGGGGUGGGGAAGAAAGGUCUGGAACGAGUGGGUGGGGGAUCCAGCUCCUUUAGCCUUCUUUCUAGUGGGGACGGUGAGAAAGACUCUCUCCGCCCCCAGAGGGGUAGGGCUGGGCCGGGCUAAACUAAGACGGCCGGCCCUGGCACCGCCUCCCACGCCCUCUCGAGGGGCAGCAUCCAUCCCCCCCCCAGCACCCCGCCCCACCCGGGCCGCGCCCCUCUCCUUCCUCUCCGCCCCCCUCCAUCCAGGCGUCCACUCCGCCACCUCCCCGCGUCCCCCCCCCCCCAAAGUUCCCGGGAGCAGCUGCAGCCCCUCCCCUCGGGAAAGGGGUGGGGGCUGAGGGCUGGCCCCGAGCGACCCUCGCGCAGAAGUGUUUCCGAGGGCAGCCCUGACCGCGGCUCGGCUAUCCCGUCCACUCCGGCCCGCACGCAUUCCCAACUUGGGAGCCUCUGCAGGCCUGCGCACGCAGCACCCCUCCCUCCUCGGCUCCCCCUCCUCCUCCUCUUCCCAGCUUUGUGACAGCCUCGGGUGAUCGGAACCGCGGAGCAGGGAGAGACCGGGAGAGACCCGGAGAAGGAGGGAGGAGGGGAAAGGGAGACAGCCAGAGAGAGGAAAGCAGGAGAGGAGAGGGAAGGAGCGCAUCGGAAGGGGCUUGCCUCUGCUGCAACCCCAGCCAUCCUCCUCCUGCUGCUGCUGCUGCCGCUGCCGCUGCCGGGCCUGGCUCCGGCCUCGGAUGCCCGGGUGAGCCGCCCGGAGGAGCCUACGGGCCGGAGCCGGGGUCGGGGCGGACCUCGGGCAGCCGCGCUCCCCGCGGAGCGGCCGCAAGUUUGCAAGUUGGGCUAGUUUGGGGCUGGGGGAGGGGGUGGGCAGCGCGCGCAGACCAGGAGGGGAGGGGGAGCCCCCGGCCCCGGCUCCUCUAGACCCAGAUCCCCCGACCCCCUGGCCAUGGAGGACGGCGGCGGGGGCCUCGAGGCGGCGUCCGUGCUGGAGAAGAACGUGGCCGAGCUGACCGUGAUGGACGUGUACGACAUCGCCUCGCUGGUGGGCCACGAGUUCGAGCGGGUCAUCGACCAGCACGGCUGCGAGGCCAUAGGGCGCCUCAUGCCCAAGGUGGUGCGGGUGCUGGAGAUCCUCGAGGUGCUGGUGAGCCGCCACCACGUCAGCCCCGAGCUGGACGAGCUGCGCCUGGAGCUCGACCGCCUCCGCCUCGAGAGGAUGGACCGGAUCGAGAAGGAGAGGAAGCAUCAAAAGGAGCUGGAGCUUGUGGAGGACGUCUGGCGAGGGGAAGCCCAAGACCUUCUCACGCAGAUCGCCCAGCUCCAGGAGGAAAACAAGCAGCUGAUGACCAACCUUUCUCAUAAGGAUAUUAGUUUCUCUGAGGAAGACUUCCAGAAGCAGGAAGGCAUGUCUGAGAGGGAGCGGCAAGUGAUGAAGAAGCUGAAAGAGGUGGUGGACAAGCAGCGGGAUGAGAUCCGGGCUAAGGACCGGGAGCUCGGCCUGAAGAACGAGGAUGUGGAGGCCCUUCAGCAGCAGCAGAGCCGGCUGAUGAAGAUUAACCACGACCUGCGGCAUCGCAUCACUGUGGUGGAGGCGCAGGGCAAGGCGCUGAUCGAGCAGAAGGUGGAGCUGGAGGCGUACCUGCAGACCAAGGAGCAGGAGAUGGGCAGCAUGCGGGCCGAGAUCGGCAAGCUCCGCGAGAAGCUCAAGGGGGAGCCCAGCCAGAACGGAGAGGAGCGGGGCGAGCCAGAGCCGGGGGGUGAGGAGUACGUCCCGGAGUCAGAGAAAGCAGCCAUGGAGAAGGACCCAAACCGCCCCCGCUUCACGCUGCAGGAGCUGCGGGACGUGCUGCACGAGAGGAAUGAGUUGAAAUCGAAGGUGUUUUUCUUGCAAGAAGAGCUCGCCUACUAUAAGAGUGAGGAAGUUGAAGAAGAGACCCGAACACCCCAUCCCACCCCCAUCAUCCACUCCAAAACUUCCCCCCAGCCCGAGUCUGGGAUCAAGAGACUCCAAGAAGGGCCUUUAAGCCACGGGUUUAGUUUCUUCUCUCGAGACAAAAAGCGCCUGGCCACCACACAGAGAAACGUCCACUUCCAGGAGUCCUUCGGCCAGUGGGCGGACUCCCACAGAGAUGACGGCUACACUGAACAGGGGCAGGAAGCCUUACAGCACCUGUGACUUUCACUCUCGUGACCGGCUCGGCUACAUCUACCCCAGAGGGUCAGGGAUCAGGCAGCGGCCAGACCCCAGACCCAUGGCCUCCGCAGCCCCCGCACCCUGGGGCCGGCUGUUUUUUACAGAUGUACUCUCCACCCAGGGACACGGAGACCUGCUGUGUGCUUGGGAGGCUGGACCCCUAAAAACAGACUCCAGGUGCCACAGUAAUCAUCGUUUGUAGGUGGGAUUCAUGCUUUAGACUGGGUGCCCCUGCCACCACCCAUACACACGUAGUCAAGGAUCGAGUGCCCCAGGAGUCUGGGGUCUGGCUUUUGCGCUCACUCUGGUAAUACGGGCUUUUCUAAACCAAAAACACGACGUAUGGCACCCUGAUGGUGGCGAGCACCCACCGGCGCUGGGCCGAGCGUGGUCUGUGGGUACUCUCUGACCCAUCGAGUUUCUGUAAUACGGGGGAGGGGGGACACUGGGAGGUGGUGGCGGCUCGUCCUUAGUUCUGUGGAUGGCACUUUCGAAGUGCAUUUGAUCAGGUUCCCCCGGGCACCUUUAGCACAAGCUCUGGGAGUUGUCUCAGGGUAGCAUUCACCCGUGGACAACAGGACCCUUCGACCUCACGACUGGAGGCAGUCAUGUAAGAAGCCAGGGGGUGGGCGCCGUACCCUGGGAUUUAUAGUGCCUAAAGCAUGUAGAUACUGGUGUACAAGGUGAGUGUGCCUUGGGUUUUGCUGAGUUAUAUGCAGUAUUAACCAAACAAAAGAAUUGCUAAAAGUGAUCAAUUUUAA